UUAGGAAUCAGAGCUACAGUGGAUAAUAUAUUGCCAGGAACAGGAACCCAAUGAUGGCCCGGUACCCACACAUUUCCACGGCCAUAUAAAAAGGCCAACACAGAUGUUCUAUUGUUUGCUGAGGACUGAGAAGAAGUGAGAAUUUACUGUAAUCAGUCUGGAGCGUUUCUAUGGUGAGGAGGACAUUCGACCAUUAAGUUUGUUUCAGCAAAUACAGGAAGGACAGCAAUGGCAGUCCUGGGGGCCACCCUUUGUGCUGUCCUCAUGGUGACUCUAGUGACAGCUAAACCAGUCUGUCUGAAAGAAAGUGACGAUUCACCCAAGUCAUCAGAGUCCAGUGAAUCCAGUUCAUCAGAAGAGACCACCACUAAUGGUAGGUCUUCACAGGAAACCCCGCAAUCAAACACGCCGGAUGCUACAGAGAACAACCCCCUGGAUGCAGCACCGCUUCCCUCUGCAGAUGCAGGGGCUUCUCUGGCCACUUCUCCUGAAGACCCACAAACCUCUGCUGACGCAGAUGCUUUACAACCUGUGCCAGAUCCGUCUCACACUGGGAUGAGUGUUGAUGUUUCUUUAGAUGUGCCCAAUUCUGGUCCCACAAAGGACUCUGUUAACGCUGUUGACCCUACCCACAUUCUACCCAACGCAGACGCCCCGCAUCCUUCAGGGCUUUCAGAGACUGGUGUAGUCAUAGGUACAAUUCAACCACAAGUCAUUACCACAUACCAAGGAUCCACCCAGGGUGUCACUCCACCCUUUCCUACAUGUGUCAUCCAACCAACACCUACAGCAUUCUCCACAGCCCCACCACUGGUACUCCCUAUUGGAACAAAACUAGAUGGUGGUCCUGUCUGUUUCACUUUCCAGGUCACAACCGCUGAGCCAGAUCCACCCAGAGGAGACAGCAUUUGAUCCCCAACAGAACACAGAAAUUGUUGUUCAUUUAAAUUUUAGUUUAGCCUAGGUGACCAGGUCAGACCACAUUAGGGCUGUACAUAUACACAACCUUGACUUGAUACUUAUAUAGAUGAACUACACUUGGCUUUUAAGUUGUCACUUUUCCCUCAACACUGGCAAAUGGGGAAAAAAUGGUGCUAAUGUAUGCUGUAUAUAUACAAUAAACACAUCGAAAGCUGUUGCAAUAACAAAAGUACAGUCACAAUAAAUUAAUUAAUAAACAGCUGAAAAUUAAA
This is a messenger RNA of Oreochromis aureus, 1193 nucleotides long. Its product is annotated as flocculation protein FLO11-like. The transcript has 3 exons. Bases 229 to 912 code for a protein of 227 amino acids. The record is from RefSeq and is a predicted model, not a curated record. NCBI's taxonomy places the organism in Eukaryota, Metazoa, Chordata, Actinopteri, Cichliformes, Cichlidae.